UUUUUUUUAUUUUUAGGUCGUUGGUGGCAAGGUUUUAUGUUAAUUGGGGGUGUUUUGUUUUUUCCUUCUGUUCUCCUUUUUUGUUUUCGAAAUCCAAAAUCAACAGAAAAUAACCAAGAAAAAUUAGUUGAAGGAGAAGAAAAAGUUCCUAGAAGAUUGGCUUUGGUGGAUAGACAUUUGGAAAAAUCAGAAAAUGGAAAUAUACCAAAAAGUUUCAAUGCUUUGUCUUCUGAUUUUCAAAAUAAUAUACUCACUGUGUUUAAACGUCCAAUUUAUCGUUGGGCGAUGAUUGGAAGAAUUAUUGAUGUUCUUGCUUUUAAAGGUUUUCAUAUUUUUUUGCCAAAAUAUUUGGAAUUACAAUUUGGAAUACCUCAAUAUAUAGUUAAUAGAUUAAUGGGUGUUGUUGGUAUUGUCGCUUUUGCCGUUGGUGUUUUAUGUGGAAGUUUAUUAAUGAGAAAAUUACGUUUACAAGGCCGACGAGCUGCUCUAUUAGUUGCAAUCACGGGUGCAUUUUCUGCUUGCUUUUCUAUUUUAAAUUCGACUGUUGGGUGUAAAUCUACAAUGACAGCAUUGGGGGAAUCUAUUGUCCAAAGUCGAUCUCAUUUAAGUCCAACAAAUUUCAAUUGCCUUAAAGGUUGUUAUUGUGAAGGUUCCCCUUUAUAUCCAGUUUGUGACCGUUCCGGUUUAAAUGUUUUCUUUUCUCCUUGUCACGCUGGUUGCCAUAUAACAAAUAUUACUUCAAUUUUGAAUAACCAAAAAACGCCAAUUUUUGAUUCUUGUAAAUGUGCAGAUGGAGGAAAAGUUUCGAGAGAUUUUUGUAAUGAGGGGGAUUGUAUGAAUAAAUUAUAUUGGUACUUUGGAAAUAUGGCAAUCGGCGGGAUUGUUGGUGGAAUGGGCGUUGUUCCAGGCGUUUUAAUUAUGUUACGUUCUGUUCCUCCCAAACACAGAAGCAUUUCUUUGGGUUUUAAUGGUUUUCUUGUUAGUUUACUUGCAACUUUACCUUCCCCAAUCAUUUGGGGUGCAAUAAUUGACAAUUUUUGUCUAUUUUGGACACAAAAGUGUGAUAACAAAGGGGCAUGUGCUUUAUAUGCAACAGACAAACUUCGAGUUUGGCUUCAUUCACUUUAUGGUGCUCUUCGUCUUCUCUCUUUUAUUGCCGAUCUUUUUGUUAUUUAUCAUUCUAAAGGGUUAAAGUUAACAGAUUCUGAAAAUGAAAAAUUGGAAGAAGAUAAAGAAGAAAGUAAAAAGGAGAACGGAGUUGGUGAACAAUUAGAACAACAAAAAGAAUUUGAGGACAAUGAUUUAGAAAGGUAUAGGGAAUAA
Messenger RNA from Meloidogyne enterolobii, 1323 nucleotides. NCBI's taxonomy places the organism in Eukaryota, Metazoa, Nematoda, Chromadorea, Rhabditida, Meloidogynidae. The record is from the annotation of a GenBank genome assembly.